UAAGGAAUCAGUAUGGCACCCUCAUUGCAUCGGCGCAUGCCUGACGACGCAUUCGACACUCACAUAGAAUCAGAAACAAGAAACGACGACGCCGACUGGGACGCCAUGGAACCGUGGUUAAUAGCUGUCAUUGUUCUCGCGUCUCUCACUGCGAUAUCAUUAAUUAUACUCGGGGCGCUAUAUUUGGCACGCAGACGGCAGCGCACUGAGCGAGAAAGCAAAGAAGACCCGCUCCACCAACGGGACCACAAGAGACGCAAAUUAAGCGAUUCAGAUCGGAUGGCCGCAGAGGAAUUGGAAAGGGCUCAAAUGAUCCGGAAGUCUCUAGCAAGUCGGACGUCGUCACACGGCGAAAUCGAAGGUCACCGCCACUCACGUAUGUCGGAUUAUGAAAUGGAAGAAGCCGAUCACUCGGAGCGCGAGCCCAUGGCGCCCAGAGAUAAUUGGAAGGAUUGGGAAGCCGGGAGCCAGGCACAGAGACCAAUUCCUGGUGUUCAGGACCUCGAGAUGGGUGUACAUCCGGCACUUCUACCGCAACCUCAUCCUCAAUUGGUCAUUUCGCAUCCUUCGCGAUCGCCGUCGCCUGCGAGAGGUAUAACACCACCGCGAUUAUAUAUUCCAUCGUGAGUGGAUGGAAAUCUAUUGAACAUUUAUUUGCAUUUGGUCUAUUUAAUGGGAUAGAUAUUAUCGGGAUUUGGAGUUAUGAUACCACGGGGAGCAUUGCGUCGGCGUUUAGGAAUAAUGGCUAAUCUCUAGUAAUGAUAGUGUAUGAUCUUCAUAAUUCUCAAUUUACACCAUUUAUAUA
Hypoxylon trugodes is the source of this 805-nucleotide messenger RNA. RefSeq lists its product as uncharacterized. NCBI's taxonomy places the organism in Eukaryota, Fungi, Ascomycota, Sordariomycetes, Xylariales, Hypoxylaceae. The transcript has a single exon. The record is from RefSeq and is a predicted model, not a curated record. Bases 13 to 627 code for a protein of 204 amino acids.